AAGGAGAGGGCAAAUUGUCGUCUUUAGCCUCUGGAACUGUUUAGUAGUGGUAGAGGCCUUCAUUUUCUUUCACCUUGAAUUGAGCCCAGGAACUACAGCGUGCGUUUUAAAAAGAAAGUGAGCAUGGUAGGUUCCUGAGUGUACUCUGCUGCAGCCAAGAGCUGAGAAGUGAAGGAUGGCGUCCCGAGAGAGGCUAUAUGAACUAUGGAUGCUGUAUUGCAACAAGAAAGAUCCUGACUACUUGAAACUCUGGCUGGACAGCUUUGUGUCUACUUAUGAACAGUUUCUGGAUGUGGACUUUGAGAAACUGCCCACUAGGGUGGAUGAUAUACCCCCUGGAAUAUCGCUGCUUCCUGAUAACAUUCUUCAGGUGUUGAGACUCCAGCUGCUCCAUUGUGUCCAGAAGCUAUCAGAAGGACUGGAAGAACCACAGCAGGCCAUGUCGCUCCUCCUCGUCAAAUUCUUCAUUAUCCUUUGCCGAAACCUGGCUAACGUGGAAGAGAUUGGGACUUGCUCCUACAUUAAUCAUGUCAUUACAAUGACCACGCUCUAUAUUCAGCAGUUAAAAAGCAAAACAAAAGAGAAAGAACUGGCAGAUCAAACGCCCGUUGAAGAGUUUGUGAGACACGCCCUGGCUUUUUGUGAAAGCCUCUACGAUCCGUAUCGAAAUUGGAGACAGCGGAUUGCAGGGCGAAUUCUGAGCACCGUUGAAAAAAGCAGACAAAAGUAUAAGCCCGCUUCGCUCACUGUGGAGUUUGUCCCUUUCUUUUACCAGUGUUUUCAAGAAAGCGAGCAUCUGAAAGAAAGCUUGAAAUGUUGCCUACUACAUCUUUUUGGAGCUAUUAUAGCUGGGGGCCAGAGAAAUGCUCUUCAAGUGAUAUCUCCUGCCACCAUGGAAGUCUUGAUGCGCGUAUUAGCAGACUGUGAUAUGUGGGAUAACAGAGACCCAGACGAAGUGAGCUGGAAGGCGGAGCUGACGCUGAAGUGCCUGACGGAAGUGGUCCAUAUCCUUCUGACCAGCAGCUCAGACCAGCGGCAGGUGGAAACCAGCACCAUACUGGAGAACUACUUCAAGCUGCUCAACUCUGACCAUGCUGCCUUGCCUAAUUCAAGGCGGUCCAGGCAGUGGGAGAGCAGGUUCAUAGCGCUGCAGAUUCAGAUGUUGAAUACCAUCACCGCCAUGUUAGAUUGCACGGACAGGCCUGUCCUGCAAGCCAUUUUCCUUAACAGUAACUGCUUUGAACAUCUCAUCAGGCUGCUUCAGAACUGCAAGCUCUUUUUAAGUGCUAACAAUAAGGUGGUACACAAGAAUGAGAAAGAACUUGCCAACCAGUUACUGACAGAAAUGAAUCAGGAACAGGUGUUUCAAGGGCAGCUGGACUGCUUGGCGGUCUCUGCCAUACAAGCCCUUACAGCAGUGAUGCUCAAGUCCCCAGCUGCUAAGGAAGUAUUUAAGGAACGGAUCGGUUAUGCUCAUAUAUUUGAAGUCCUCAAAUCUAUGGGUCAGCCUUCACGGGAAUUGCUUGAAGAGCUUAUGAAUAUGGCUGUUGAAGGCGACCACACAUCUGUCGGCAUCUUGGGCAUAAGCAACGUCCAGCCUCUGUUGCUGCUGGUUCAGUGGCUCCCAGAGCUAGAGUCUCCCGAACUUCAGGUUUUCGUCUCGAGCUGGCUGAAGCGGAUAUGCUGUAUCAACAGGCAGAGCCGUGCGACGUGCGUCAAUAUGAACAUGGUCACCCGCAUCAUCGAGACGCUCAACGGGCACUCUUUGCUGCAUGGGACGUGCGCCGAGAACCUGGUCGCUCUCUUGGGGUCUUUGGGAAGCCAGUCGAUGAGCUCCGAAGAACUGCACCAGCUCAUCAGGCUGUUGAGGACUACGGACCCGAAGCAGGCCCACCCGUACGUCGUCCCUGUCAUGCGUGCGAUUCUCACAAUGGCCCGAAAGCAAGGGCUGGACAAUGCCUUGCAGUAUUUCGACCUCUCUCACAGCAUGGCGGGCAUUGCGGUGCCCCCCAUCCAGAGGUGGCCGGGUUCUGCGUUUUCCUUCAGUGCUUGGCUGUGCCUGGACCAAGACCAAGUGAGCCCCAACGCCAGUAACAAGGGCGGCAAGAGGAAACAGCUGUACAGCUUCUUUACAGCAAGCGGGGUGGGCUUUGAAGCAUUCAUUACCUGCUCUGGAAUGCUGGUGGUCGCCGUGUGUACAAAGAAGGAAUAUGCCACGGUGAUGCUCUCAGAUCACUGCUUCUGCGAUUCUCUCUGGCACCAUAUAAGCGUUGUUCACAUGCCUGGGAAGAGACCCUUUGGCCAAAGCCUUGUCUAUAUUUAUGUGAAUGGACAGCAGAAGAUCUCCGCACCACUCAGAUUUCCUGCCAUGAAUGAACUGUUUAUUUCUUGCGGCAUUGGUUCCGCUGGCCAAAGGACCACGACUCCUCCACCGUCCCAGAUCCCAGACCCGCCUUUUGCUUCCCCCGUAAUGCCUCAUCGGACCUCCUUCGGUGGGAUUCUCUCUGCAGGCAGCUGGGGAGGGCUGCUCGGGAAACCAGAACUGGUCACCAAGCUGAUUUCGGCGGGGACUCAAGACAGCGAGUGGGGAUGCCCCACCUCUCUAGAAGGCCAGCUUGGAUCUGUUAUCAUAUUUCAUGAAGCCCUGCAGCCUCAUCACGUGAAAGCGUUAUAUCUGGCAGGUCCCAACAGCUUAACUCCAUGGAAAUCCCAGGAGGCCGAGAUGGUAGAUUGGUCUAGCAAAGUCCUCCUUCACUAUACUCCAAAGGCUUGCCGAAGCCCAAUAUGUCUUGACCUGUCCCCAAAUCUUUUCCACGGAAGGCUAACUGGAAACAAAGUUGUGAACUGGGACAUCAAGGAUAUGAUCAACUGUGUGGGUGGAUUAAACGUGCUCUUCCUGCUGCUAGAGCAGAUCAGCCUCCUCGGCGACCAGGUGCCCGACAGGACAGACGGGCAGCCUCUUGAAUUGGCAACACCAGUCGAAGGAGACUGGGUGGUGUUAACUUCCACCAAGGCGUCAGAGGCUCGCUUGGAGAAGAACAUAGUCGCAACUUUCAUUUUGGUGAUAAAGCACUUUAUUCAAAGGCAUCUGAUCAACCAGGAGAAUCUCGUUCACACGCACGGAGUCGCCACCUUAGGAGCCCUAUUGCAGAACGUGCCAAGAAGCUUCAUGGAUGUGAAUGUCCUGAUGGCCAUCCAGUUGCUUAUAGAACAGGUCUCGGUGGCCAAAAAUGCACAGCUUUUGCAGCAGAUGUAUCAGUAUCUACUUUUUGACUUCAGCAUCUGGAACCGUGGAGACUUCCCAUUUAGAAUCGGGCACAUCCAGUACCUUUCUACAAUCAUCAAAGACAGCAGAAGGCUCUUCCGGAAAAAAUACGGGGUGCAGUUUUUACUGGAUACUUUGAGGUUUUAUUAUGGAAGCGGCUGUAAAGACAGUGAAUUGACUCUGGAUGAUCUCAGAACGAUAAGAACAUCUCUCUACGGACUAAUUAAAUAUUUCUUAAGCAAAGGAGGCACACAUGAGGAAGUGCAAAGCAUCAUGGGAUACAUAGCAGCUAUCAACGACGAGGAGCAGCUUGGUGGGAUCUUGGAGGUGCUCUUCGGUCUGCUUCACACUAGCCCAACCCGAGACCAACUUUUCUUGUUGCUUUUUGAGCCGGGAAGCGCAGAUAUUCUUUACUCUCUGCUGCUGAAUCACAGGUACUCCGACAGACUGAAGGAGCUUGUUUUCAAGGUAAUGGAGCAGAUGCUGAAAUGCACCAAGGUCUACGAGCGGAGCAAGCAACGUAUGAAGCUCCGAGAAGUUGGGUAUUCCGGGCUGGGCCUGCUCCUGAAUGACGCGCCAGUGACUACAUCAUUUAUUAAGAGCCUUCUCAAUCAAGUUCUGCACGCAGAUCCAGUGGUGAAUUACAGGGACUUCAUGGCAGUGGUUCACUUGGCUCACAAAGCAGAUAUAAACAUCAGAGUGGCUAUUUGUCAAAAGCUUUUGCAGAUUCUCCACUCCCACCAGGAUUCGGCACAACAGAUUUCUCAACAGUUGGGCUGGCAGGAGACGUUGACAAGGCUCUUCUUAAAAGACAACGCCGACCUCCGGAACGGCCUUAGGGAGAACAGAAGUGACUCUGCGAAAGACGAUGAAAAGAGAGCGUCUUCCAGAGACCACCAGAAACGCCACGCUUCGAAGGCCGAUGGAGAAGACGCCGCCAGUUUCGCGUCCGUCAAUGGCUUGUGCGAUCAGUGGAGCUUAGAAGAUGGCAAGACGGCCCCGGUGUUUGAAGACGUCUCUGUGGUAGAGAUGUCAUUCAGGCCCGAGGACCCGGAGGAGUUAUGGCCAAAGAAUCCUUCACACUUGAGCUUGGACCUGUCGAGUGUUGACUCUUACGAACUGGGAGAUCCUGGGAACCAAACAGCCGAUAGCCCGCCCAGCACGCCAUCUCCCAGUGAGACCACAAAGCCGUUUUCUGGACAGCUCGACAAAGAACCAAACGUGGCCAUGGAGGCUGCAUCUGCUGCUGAUCUUUCAUUAUUUGAAAUUAGUGAGGCAUGCGAAGAAGAUCUCGUACAGUUGCUCUCUGAUGUCCUGCUCUGUUUGAUGUGGAAAGGUGUAGAAAAGUCCGAGGACGCUGCCUGGAUUGAGAGGGGGCAGGUUUUUUCGGCUCUCACCAAGCUGGGGAUAUCCAACGAACUGCUGCGCCCAUCGGAUGAAAUAAAACUCAAUUUGCUUGAGAAGAUGCUGGAGUGGGCCGUGACGGACAGCCGAGACACCAAAUCCCUCCCGGGGUAUGCAGAAAAUGCUUUCCGGCUCCUGCUUGUUGUGCAAGAUUUUCUCCAAGCUGAAGGGCUGGUCAAUCCAAGCCUGUGGACAGAAAAGCUCUUGGAAGAACUGGUGACCUUGAUGGACACCUUGUCGGUCUGGUAUUCUUCUGGCCCAGAGUGUGUGAAGUUCUACCAAGUGCAGGUCCAGAUUCUCCUUGGCUUCAUUGGGCAGGAUAACUUACAGGUUUGUGCAAUGGCUGCUGCCAAGCUGAAUACACUGCUUCAGACCAAAGUGCUCGACAACCAAGCAGAGUCCUGCUACCUCUUGGGCCGGCUGGAAGGCAUUCUGAGUCGGUCGAUCCAAGAAAAGACAGAAACCUACUCCUUUUUGAUUCCGCUCGUCCGGACGCUCAUUUCCAAAAUAUACGAACUCCUCUUCAUGAAUUUGCACUUGCCUUCCUUACCGUCCACAAAUGGAAGCCCCUCGUUUUUUGAGGAUUUCCAGGACUACUGCAGCACUGAAGAAUGGAAGGUUUAUAUUGAUAAAUAUAUUGUUCCGAAUAUGAAGCAGUAUGAAGUCAGCACUUUCAGCGAUGGCCAUGAACGCAUGGCAGUGUAUUGGAAGGACUGUUACGAGGCGUUGAUGGUGAACGUCCAUAAGCGGGAGCGGGAACGAGGAGAGAGCAAGCUGAAAUUUCAGGAGUUUUUUGUGGAGCCGUUUAACCGAAGGUCCCGGCAGGAAAACAUGCGUUACAACAGCAUGGUGAAACAACUCAACAGUCAGCACACAGCCACUCAGAGACAGUGGAGAGCCGCCAAGCUCUACCUUACUAGUGAACAGGGCCCCUGGGCCGAAAGGAAACUGCACCUAGUUCACUGGAAGCUUUCAAACGUGGAGAACUACUCGCGGAUGAGGCUUAAAUUAGUGCAGAAUUACAAUUUCAGCUCUCACCAGGAUGCUAGUGCCCUGAGAGAUAAUCUAGGAGUGCAGCAUGCUGAGCCCUCGAGCGAGACUCUCCUCCUAGAAGCAGUGAAACAGGUGAAAGUUAACGACGUGGAAGAGGAUGUGCUUGAACUGCCAGACGAAGAUGCAGCACCCAGCGCAAACAUAGACGAGAAAGAAGAGCAAAGUCAGAAAGAAAAGCUCGUGCUGUCGGAAGACUGCGAACUCAUCACUAUAAUCAAUGUGAUACCUGGGAGACUGGAGGUCACCAACCAGCACAUUUAUUUCUACGACGGCAGCACCGAGAAGGAAGAAGGUGUUGGUUUUGAUUUCAAAUGGCCCCUUUCUCAAAUCCGAGAGGUUCACUUACGUCGCUAUAACUUGAGAAGGUCGGCCUUGGAGAUAUUCUUUAUUGACCAGACUAACUACUUCCUCAACUUUAAAAAGGAGGCAAGAAACAAAGUUUACAGCCGAAUUCUGUCUCUUUGCUCCCCGAAUAUUAGUGGGACCAGAUCUCCGCAAGAAUUAUUUAAAGCCUCAGGACUUACACAGAAAUGGGUGAACAGAGAGAUAUCAAACUUCGACUACCUCAUUCAACUGAAUACUAUGGCAGGACGAACCUAUAACGACCUCGCACAAUAUCCUGUGUUUCCAUGGAUCCUGCGGGAUUAUACGUCUGAGGAACUGGAUUUGAAUAAUCCUGCUGUGUUCAGGGAUCUGUCCAAACCCAUUGGUGUGGCAAAUGAAAAGAACAGCAAAGCUGUUCAGGAAAGAUAUGAGAAUUUUGAAGAUCCCCUGGGAAUCAUUGACAAGUUCCAUUAUGGCACUCACUACUCAAACGCCGCUGGGGUCAUGCAUUACCUCAUUCGGGUAGAGCCUUUUACCUCCUUGCACAUCCAGCUUCAGAGUGGCAGAUUUGACUGUGCCGAUCGGCAGUUCCAUUCCAUUCCUGCUACCUGGCAAGCUCUCAUGGACAAUCCAAAUGACGUCAAGGAACUGAUCCCAGAGUUCUUCUACUUCCCAGAGUUCCUGGAGAAUCAAAACAAUUUUAACUUGGGUCAGCUCCAGAUCUCAAAAGAAGUGGUGGGUGAUGUGAUCCUCCCAAAAUGGGCCCAGUCGCCAGAGGACUUCAUUUAUAAGCACAGGAAGGCUUUGGAGUCAGAAUAUGUGUCUGCCCAUCUUCAUGAGUGGAUCGAUCUGAUCUUUGGCUACAAACAGAGAGGGCCGGCUGCGGUAGAGGCGCUCAAUGUCUUCUACUACUGUACUUAUGAAGGAGCUGUGGAUUUGGAUGCCUUGACUGACGAGAAAGAAAGAAAAGCUUUAGAAGGGAUGAUUAACAACUUUGGCCAAACACCUUGUCAGCUACUGAAGGAGCCCCACCCUGUAAGACUGUCUGCCGAGGAAGCGGAGCAGAAGCAGAGCCGAAGCGACAGCUCCACCCUUAACCUCUUCCAGCAUCUCCCUGAACUGAAGUCCUUCUUCAUUGAGGGAAUCAGUGAUGGUGUUCCCAUCGUGAAGGCUGUGAUCCCCAGGAACCAGUCCCGAUCUUUCAUGUCUCAGGGGAGCCCAGAGUACUUCGUAACGCUGAGUGUGAAUUGCCUCAUUGGGACCCAUGGGUGGCUACCUUACGACAGGAAUAUCUCCAACUAUUUCACUUUCAUCAAAGAUCAAACUGUGACAAAUCCCAAAACGCAGCGAACCAUAAGCGGGCCGUUCGCACCAGGGCUGGAGAUCACGCCCAAGCUGUUUGUCGUGUCUCAUGAUGCCAAGCUCCUUUUUAGUGGAGGACAUUGGGACAAUAGCAUCAGAGUGGCAUCGCUCGCCAAGGGAAAACUGAUCGCACUGCAUAUCAGGCACAUGGAUAUUGUGACGUGCUUAGCUGUGGAUUUCUGUGGGAUCCAUUUAAUUUCCGGCUCGAGGGAUACCACUUGCAUGAUCUGGCAAAUAGUUCAGCAGGGAGGAGUUCCUGUAGGCUUGGCUCCUAAACCUUUGCAGAUUCUAUAUGGACAUACGGAUGAAGUCUCUUGUGUUGGCAUCAGUACAGAACUGGACAUGGUGGUCUCAGGGGCCAGGGAUGGCACCGUGAUUGUUCACUCUGUGCGGAAGGGUCAAUACAUGAGGACUCUGAGGCCCCCCUGUGAGAGUUCCCUCUUGCUCACCGUCCCAAACCUGGCUGUAUCCUGGGAAGGGCACAUAGUUGUUCACACCAGCAUAGAAGGAAAGACAACGCUCAAGGAUAAGAAUACACUACAUCUCUAUUCUGUGAAUGGAAAACAUUUGGGCUCUGAGAGCCUGAAAGAGGAAGUGUCGGAUCUCUGUGUGACUGGAGAAUAUAUUGUAAUGGGGAGUCUGCAGGGAUUCCUGUCCAUAAGAGAUCUCUACAGCCUCAGCCUUAGCGUUUCCCCUUUAGCCAUGCGGCUGCCAAUUCGCUGCGUCUCCGUUACCAAAGAGUACAGCCACAUUCUGGUGGGCCUGGAGGAUGGCAAGUUGAUUAUCGUCGGUGUUGGGAAACCAGCUGAGAUGCGCGCGGGCCAGCUCUCCCGAAAGUUGUGGGGGUCGAGCAAACGGAUCAGCCAGAUUUCGUCAGGAGAGACUGAAUAUAACACCCAAGAUUCUGUGUGAUUUCUGUUUCCCGCCUCCCCUUGUGGAUUCCACAGAUUUUAUUUAAUCUUCCGAUC
Molecule: messenger RNA, 8376 nt
Organism: Euleptes europaea (tarantolino)
Lineage: Eukaryota; Metazoa; Chordata; Lepidosauria; Squamata; Sphaerodactylidae
Gene: NBEAL1
Product: neurobeachin like 1
Exons: 55
Coding region: 176-8320 (2714 amino acids)
Biological process (GO): intracellular protein localization
Cellular component (GO): membrane; cytosol
Molecular function (GO): protein kinase binding
Source: RefSeq, a predicted model, not a curated record